AAAAACCGGCUCGGACUACAAACUUAUUACAGAUAAAUAUUUUUGUUAUGCUUCAUUUGAAAUGUUGUUCAGUCGGACUGAAAAACAAAAAAGUAUAAGAGGAAAUAACGGUUGCACAACGACGAAAGGAACUUGCGAAAUAUAGCUGGCUCGAUAUCUGAGAGGCAACCCGUUCGUUUUAAUAUUUUUGAAGCGGGGUAUUUUGCUUGUUGUAGCUCGUUGACAUACGCAAAUUUCAGAUGCAGUAUAGCUGUUGGAAGCAAGCUACCUAAAAAUGAAUUGACUUAGUGGCCCACGAAGAGUGGACGUUCAUACUUAAAUAGCAGUAGCAAUCAACUUAGCGAAGGUAAUUACAUUUAACUUGUAACUUGCUAUUUUACUUUAAAACACCGAUAGGUUUAUAGGCCUAUUUUAAAAAAGCAAUUCCACAGCCAUGGUUCUGAGCGAAAUCGACGCCGGAAAGAAUUUGACCGCAGCAGCUUCGAGAGGAAACGUGAAAGAACUGCGGAGGAUGCUGGAGGAACAACACGUACAUCCUGACACAGUAAAUGAGUUUGGAAGGACCGCUCUUCAGGCGAUGAUGAUGGGCAGCACCAGUGUCGCAUGUCUCCUGCUGGAACACGGCGCAAAUGCCAACGUGCAGGAUCGCCUGGGAGUCACGCCAGCACACGACGCCGCUCGGGCCGGGUUCGUUGACACGCUCCAGAUUAUGGUGCAGUUCGGAGCAUCUGUGAACACGCAGGACAACACUGGCGCUCUCCCCAUUCACGUCGCCAUCCGAGAAGGCCACAUCGACGUGGUCGAGUUCCUGGCUCCUCGUUCCAACCUAAAUCACCAAGACACCAGCGGCUACACCGCUCUGGACGUCGCCCGCGCCCUGCGCUGCCCCGGCUUAGUAGAACUGCUUGAACGUCAGUUUGAAUCAAGUUUGAAGUUCCAGGCAUAGUUGACAGUGGCAGGCUUAGGCUUUUCUAUCGGAGCACCAUACUGGAAAUCUAAUUUCCUCUUCCUCUGACGUAAUAUUUACUGCAACCUCGAUCUGUGUGAUGAGCUUGUCUUCAUUUCUGUGAUUUAGUUUGGUGUUUAGGAGAAACGCACUAAAUCCUUGGAUCUGACGUUUUGUUUGCACAUGUUAACAUAUUUCUUAUCUUAGCUUUCGCAAUCUGACCUCAUAUUAAGAAUGCAUGUAAGCUGGGAAUUGAUUUCUUGUUUAUUUGAUUGGUGAGCUUUCAAGGUGUUUAUUCAUUUUUUAAACUUUACACACAUACAAAGACAUUCAUGGUAGGCAUUCUAAUCAUUUUUUGCAUUUUAUAAGCAAUCUUGCAUUUUAAAACUUAAUGAAAUUACAUUUUACUAUUUUAUUCUCCUUGAAAGCAUUGUAGAAAGACAUACUUGAUUAAAUAUAAGGUUUGGAGUCUAUCAGUUAGUGUGAAAGCUGUUCUCUUUGGACCUUUUUUUUGCAUGUUUGCCUGUCAUCUAUGAAAGGCUACGAGCUGGAAUUAUUUAAUUAAUGUGACUAAUUAAAUGCAUAAUGUAAUUACUUCAAAUAACCCACGCCCUUGAUAUAGGUACUCUGUUUGUUGUGGAUUGUUGUUUAUGAAUUGUACAUAAUGCUUUAAAGAAUUUAUUAGAA
Molecule: messenger RNA, 1633 nt
Organism: Conger conger (European conger)
Lineage: Eukaryota; Metazoa; Chordata; Actinopteri; Anguilliformes; Congridae
Product: cyclin-dependent kinase 4 inhibitor D-like
Exons: 2
Coding region: 434-946 (170 amino acids)
Biological process (GO): regulation of cyclin-dependent protein serine/threonine kinase activity; negative regulation of cell population proliferation
Cellular component (GO): nucleus
Molecular function (GO): protein kinase binding; cyclin-dependent protein serine/threonine kinase inhibitor activity
Source: RefSeq, a predicted model, not a curated record